AUGCUCAAGGCCACCGCGGCAGCCUCCAUCUUCCUUGCCCUGCUCUUCUUCUUCGUCCCCUACAGUGCCAGGCCGGGGUUGGCCUGCCCAACAACCCUACGCGUGGACCAGGCGGACCAGCAGCACGGACAGCAAAUUCAACACAGCACCGACGACCAUGACCGGAACUCGAACCGCGAGGUAAUCCCCAACCAGGUCCACUUCGUCUACAUCCUGCCGGAACCCGAAGAACAAAACGCCACCACCACUACCACAACAACAACAACAACAACAACAAGCCGCGACUUCAGCUUCGAAUUCAGCCACUUCCUCUCCAUCUACGCCGCCUGGCACCACUGGCGCCCGCACACCAUCUACCUGCACACCAACGCGGCCGCCGACGGGCCCGAGGUCGCCCGCGCGCGCAACGGUACGGCGGGGAAAUGGAACCACUACAUCUUCACGCUCUUCGGGCCGCAGCUGGUCAUCAACACCGUGAGCGUCCCCACGCACGCGGGCAACGGCAGGGCCCUGCCGCAGCAGAGCAUGGAGCACAAGUCCGACUUUGUGCGCGUGCGGGCCGUCCACGACCUCGGCGGCGGCGUCUACGUCGACUGGGACGUGCACGCGCUGCGCGACAUCCGCCCGCUGCGCGAGAGCGGCUUCCGCGCCGUCGGCGGCCGCCAGCUGGGCGGGCAGAUCAACAGUGGGACCUUUUUGGCGGCGCCGGGGGCCAAGAUGAUUCGGUUGUGGAUGGAGCAGAUGAAUGAGGUGUAUGACGGCGGGUGGACGACGCAUUCGAAUGAGGUCAUUACUCGUGUUGGGCAGCGGUUGGGGCGGGAGCCGGGGGAGAUGCUGAUCUUGGAGAGGGAUGCGUUCGCGCCGGGCAGUUGGGAGGAUAAGGAUACGGAUUGGCUGUUUGGGGUGCAUGAGGAUACGGAGUCGAAUUUGCUGCGGGAAGGGUGGACCGAGGGUAUGCCCCUGCCAAGUUACGAGGAGGACUUUGAGGCGAGGUGGGAGCAUCCGGAGCGGUUUCCGGACUGGGAGCGCGACUGGUCGCAUACCUACAUGCUGCAUGCGUUUACGCCGGCGAGGUGGAAGCACAAGGUGGCUGGGUUCGAGCAUAUCACGCCGCGGUAUGUCUUGGCGCGGCAGAGCAACUUUGCGAGGGCGGUUUAUCCCGUCGCGAAGAUCUUGUACGACAAGGGCUUGAUUCGGGUUGAUGACUCGCAUACGGGGCUCUGA
Chaetomium strumarium is the source of this 1224-nucleotide messenger RNA. RefSeq lists its product as uncharacterized. The record is from RefSeq and is a predicted model, not a curated record. NCBI's taxonomy places the organism in Eukaryota, Fungi, Ascomycota, Sordariomycetes, Sordariales, Chaetomiaceae. The transcript has a single exon. The coding region runs from base 1 to 1224 and encodes 407 amino acids.